Molecule: messenger RNA, 2250 nt
Organism: Suillus fuscotomentosus
Lineage: Eukaryota; Fungi; Basidiomycota; Agaricomycetes; Boletales; Suillaceae
Exons: 12
Coding region: 166-2250 (694 amino acids)
Source: RefSeq, a predicted model, not a curated record
UGAAUCUAGCGAAUCACGUCCCCCGUGCUCCAUCAAGGGCAAGAGGGCAUUUUCACUGCAAGAUAUCAUCAUUCUCAAUCCGGGUCUAUAUUCCACGACUCGGACACAGGGAGUGAUCAUGGUCACGGCUUCUCUUACUCGUCUUCUCCUUCUCCUGUUUCCCGUAUGCCUGACACAUUUGGUACUCAGACGUUCAGUAGUGAUGGGCCCUCGAUCAUGGAGGAAGAUGAUGAUGUGUCAUCGGGGCCUAAGAUGUCAUCCGAUUAUGCUCUGCGUGCAGUUUUCAUUUGGUUUACUACUCUUGCGGAGGCAAAAAUGAAUGUGUUCCUUCGUGAAACGCUGGAUGAUGAACCUGUAUUAUCGAACUUCAUGGGUCCCUCGCUGGAUCCCAAGGUUGAUGACCUGAUGGGCUCUUUGGGAAAGAUAGCUCAGAAACGGGGCGCUGGAGACACUGUCAUAAUGAAAAUGAUGGGAAUCCUCGAGAACCGACCACAUUCAAUCGGAGCAAUAUACUUUGCAAUCAAUGAUCUGCCUCGGGACCAGUGCUUCCUUCAGAUAAACGUCAUCUGUGCUGCUGUUUUACCAGGACCGAAAGAGCCUAACGUCCAGCAGAUCAAUCACUGCCUUGAACCAUCAACGAAGGAGAUGAUGCUCCUUCAAAACAGCAUCAAAAUGGACAUUAUCGACGAGGAUGAACCAGCUAACAUCUACGCAGACAAUCAGAUCCUUGAUUGUGACAUGCCAGCUGCCCACAAGUUGUUGGGAACAGCAGGCCACUCACAUGACAUGCACCCGUGUCUCUAUUGUGAUACCGACAUCACAAAAAUCAACACACGGGAAGGCUAUGACUACAGUAGUACCUUUUUCAUGCGGGAUUCACAGGCUAUUCUCGAUGAUCACGGAGUUCGCUGGAGCACACUUAACCUCAUCGCUGGCUGGUUUCCCUCAAAGAAGACCGCACUCGACUUCAUGCAUUGCAUAUUUCUGGGCAUCAUUGCUCAUCUAUUCAUGCGUGUUUUAUUUGGAGGUUAUAUGUUCUCCGGUGCUGGAGGCAGAAACUUGCCGAAGCAGCGCUUCGAGAACCUUAUCAACAGUGUUAAAUGGCCGAGUCAUAUCACACGUCUUCCCAAGAAUCUCGGUGAGAACCAAUCGCUAAAGAAAGCAGACGAGUGCAGAAGACUACUGACAAUCACACCCGUGCUACUAUGGUGGUCCUGGAAGGAUGAGAACGACGAUAUUCCGGACAUGGAGCCCCCUCAGCCACCCAAUACUCAAGCACUGGAAUUUUCACGCAACUGCCGGUGCAUCUAUGAUGCCGUGUUACUUCUAUGUGCAGCUGUCCGUCUUCUUGCAACUCGAUCAAUAUCGAUGUCCCAAGCACACAUUGGACAGUCUUUUUUGUCCCAGUACUGCCUUCGUUGCCUCGAGCUCAACAUCCAUCUCAUGAUCAAUCACCAUGCAUCAAUGCAUAUCGCGGACAUGAUCAAGGCUUACGGACCUGUGUAUUUAUGGUGGUUGUUCGCGUUCGAGCGCUUCAAUGGGAUGCUGGAACGUGUCAAUCACAAUGGACAUGAUGGUGGCCGAAUGGAGUUGACACUGAUGCGUCAUUGGGUUCAGACCCACUUAAUAUACAAGUAUACUCUCUCGCUUCCACCCGACACUCACGCGAUAGAACGAGAGACACUCAACGAGAUUCUCAAGACUGCUCAAGAUAAUGUCCGACUUCCACUUCACCAAGCAAAGUUCAUCAAUCUUCGAACAUUUGGACCUGAAGGUGUCCUUUAUCCACUGCUUAUAUCGUACUGCCGAGUUCUCUGGCCCGAUCUUAACAUCGUCGACGACUUCUCGCUUGACGAUGACACAGUCUUCUUUGCAUUGAAGGUUGCCCGUGCCCUCACAUAUAUCCGAAAGGAUGGUAUUAGAUCCCGUCUUCCCGCUGAGAUAACCACACUCCUUGCUGUUGGCAUUCAAGACAACGUACCUCAUGUUUGUGCCCUUGUCCGACGUCUCAAAUCCGAUGAAAAUAUUCCGCUGAUGCCCUGGGCACUUUAUGAAAGUACUCUUGGCAUCCAUACCUCAUAUGCGAACGACUACCACCCAUAUGAAAUAAUCCCAGUCUCCCGCAUCACAAGCCCACUCGCACUUAUUCCAGUACACUCUAACAUUGUCAAGAAACAUCUUUGGAUUUCGGUAUCAUUUGACCAUUCAGGAACGGAGCCCGAGGAUUUCUUUGAUGAUGACGACGAUUGA